CUCCUUACAUAUGAGCAACACAGCGGCCAAGACAGCCAUCUGUCCAAACGUUUAUAGAGCGAGACUGGCAGUAUUACAGACUGAAGUUGAUUAUUGAUCACUGAUCAGAUUUCUCUGCGUUCAACACUUGUCUGCCCUGGACGAGCUACUGGCUGACCGAGCUGCUGGCCAACAUCUCCCUCUCUUUCUCUCUCUCUGUCCUCUUUCCUCACCCUCCCAUCAUCUGUCUCUCUUUUACUCUCUAGAGAGGGGUAACCCAGAUUUCAAAAAUGAAUUUCUGCCUAUUUCUCUUCAUCUCCCUCCUUUUCCCUCUCUCUCUAUCUCUCUCUUUCUCUCUUUCUCUCUCUCUCUCUCUCUGUCUCACUUCACUUCAUCCCCUCUUUCUGUUGGUAAAAACAGAAUCAAUCUUGGAAAGUGCAAAUCGCCUCUUUUCCUCACCCCCUCUAUACUCUAUUGGAUAAAGGAAUAUAUGGCCAUACACUCCUCCUCCUUCUCUCUUUCCUGGAAAGCUGCUGUAUCAUCCUUCCCUUCAUUCUUAAUUUCCUUUUUGGGCUUUGACUCUUUUUUUCAGGUGUGUUUCCUUCUGUUCGGUGAGGUUGUGUCUUUUUUUCUUUUACUUUUUUAUGAGCCAAGGAUUGAUUGCAUAGAAUAACAAGAGUCUUGAGAGGAAGAGAGGGGAGGAAGAGGAGAAAUCAUACUGCCACACUUACAGACGUUUUUCUUCUCCCCAUUUAUAAAUAAGGUCCUUAACACCUCGCUUGCAUAACCCGUCCAUCCUUCUCCCAGUCUUCUUCUCUGUGUCUUGUUCUCUCCAACCCAACUGGUAGCAUGUCUACCCCGGUCUCUCCGUCUCCAUCUCUUUCCCCCCUGGCCCUGUCCUCCCCAUCUCCCUCCUCCUCCCCGCUCCCCUCUCCUCUUUCUCCUCCCCCCAGGCUGCCAGUCUUCCAGAGGAAGGGAGCUCUCAAGCACAAGAGGGUCAUUGAAGUGAAGGACCACCAGUUCACAGCCCGAUUCUUCAAGCAGCCUACUUUCUGCAGCCACUGCACUGACUUCAUCUGGGGAAUUGGCAAGCAAGGAUUCCAGUGUCAAGUCUGCAGUUUUGUGGUGCACAAACGCUGCCAUGAGUUUGUCACUUUUACUUGUCCCGGAGCCAUCACUGCUCCCAAAGAGGAUCUCAAGAGCAAGCACAACUUUAAAGUGCAUACAUACUCCAGUCCAACCUUCUGUGAUCACUGUGGGUCUCUGCUGUAUGGCCUCAUACAUCAGGGCAUGAAAUGUGCCUGUUGUGAAAUGAAUGUACACAAGCGCUGUCAGAGCAGCGUCCCCAGCCUGUGCGGACAGGACCACACUGAGAAAAGAGGACGGAUUCGCCUGACCGUGCGUGGAGAGAAAGAGGACAUAUAUAUCACAGUCCAUGAAGCACUUAACCUGAUACCCAUGGAUCCUAACGGCCUGUCGGACCCUUAUGUGAAGCUCAAACUCAUUCCUGAUCCAAAAAGCCAGAGCAAACAGAAAACCAAAACCAUCCGUUCUACACUCAACCCAAUCUGGAACGAGAGCUUCACCUUUUCAGUGCGUGGGAGGCAGUGGGACAGGCGUUUGUCUGUAGAGGUCUGGGACUGGGAUCGGACCUCACGGAAUGACUUCAUGGGCGCUCUGUCGUUCGGCGUUAGUGAGAUAUUCAGACGUUCAGUCAGCGGCUGGUUCAAACUACUCAACCAGGAUGAGGGAGAGUAUUAUAACAUCCCUGUACCUGACCCGGACCUGCAGGUACCAGAAUGUGCUAUCACACCCUCUAUUCCUCCUGAUCAUCUUACUGUGACGACGCCUGUUCCUACUGUGACCCCUCCUGCUCUGAGUCCGACUCCCACUGCACUGCACACGGGCAAAGGCCAAGUCAGGCUACACGAUUUCAACUUCCUCAUGGUUCUGGGCAAAGGGAGCUUUGGCAAGGUCCUGCUGGCAGAGGAGAGGGGCAGCGAGCGCUUGUUUGCGGUGAAGGUGUUGAAGAAGGACGUGCUGUUUCAGGAUGAGGACACAGAGAGCGCUAUGGUGGAGAGAAGAGUGCUGGGCCUCGCCGGGCGACCUCACUUCCUGACCUCCCUGUACUGCGCCUUUCAAACCGAGGAUCGUCUGUAUUACGUCAUGGAGUACGUGAACGGUGGUGAUCUUAUGUUUCACAUCCAAAUCGUCGGCAAGUUUAAAGAACCGCAUGCAGCGUUCUAUGCUGCUGAGAUCGCGGAGGGUCUGUUCUUCCUGCACAACAAAGGCAUCAUAUACAGAGAUCUAAAGCUGGACAAUGUCCUGCUGGACAGUGAAGGACACAUAAAGAUAGCAGACUUUGGGAUGUGUAGGGAAGGCAUGAUGGAAGGGGACACCACUCGGACCUUCUGUGGCACACCUGAUUACAUCGCACCUGAGAUUGUGGCGUAUCAGCCGUAUGGUAAAGCAGUGGACUGGUGGUCAUAUGGAGUCCUGCUCUAUGAGAUGCUGGCUGGGCAGCCUCCUUUUGAUGGCAUAGAUGAGGAGGAGCUGUUUCAGUCCAUCAUGGAACAGAGCGUUUCAUAUCCGAAGAGUCUCUCUCGGGAGGCUGUGGCCAUCUGCAAAGGGCUCCUCACCAAGAACCCUGCUAAGCGUUUGGGUGGAGGAGAGGAUGCAGAGAGAGAGCUGCGGGAGCAUCCUUUUUUCCGCUGGAUAGACUGGGACCGACUGGAGAGACUGGAGAUACAGCCUCCCUUCAAACCCAGAACUGGAGGCAGAAAAGGAGAGAACUUUGAUAAGUUUUUCACAUCCGCCCCCUCCGCCCUCACGCCAUCUGACCCGGAUGUUCUCGCCGCUAUAACUCAAGAGGAAUUCCAAGACUUCACCUACAUAAACCCGGAAUUUCCUCCCUCACCCCUAACAGCUGUCUGAGAAAACCUCAAUCAAUCCACACCAUAUUUUCAAUUUCUGCUCCUGUUCACAAUUUUAACAAUGGUGACCAAAAAAAAAAAAAAAAAUUAUGUGUAAUUUGGCUUCAGCUUGCUUACAAUAGGUCUCAAUUAGACCAACGAUCACCUUCUGUAUCUAUACCAUGCGGAUUUUAAUCAUCUUAACGGUAAAGCAAACUAAUCAUUAAUAAUAUUUAGCCAGUCCACUCUGAGAGUAUCAGCCUGAAUUAUUUAAGGGUCAUGAAUUCAUGCUAUUAUCUCACUAGACAAUAGGAUCUUAUUGGAUAUGCCUUUGGAUGCUAGUAGUUGCCAUGACAUAAUUAUAUCUGAGUGCACUAUAGAAACCAGCAUGAACAUGAUUUGCCCCAUGUUUUAAUGUUCACUUCAAGCUGAUUAUUUAAUCUCAGAUUAAUGAGUAAUGAGUGUCUGCUUGUCUUUGUGUAAGAUCCUGUUUGCUCUGGUUUGGUUUAGGUAAUUAAAUAUGUGCAGACAGGUAAGCAGAUACUGGUAAUACUUCCAUCUAGCAACUGGUGUAGAAACUCUGCGUUACGAUUUAGGAGUCAAACACAUGACAGCUAAAUGCAAGAAAAAAAUUUAAAGAAAGAAAGAUUAAUGCUUCAGCAUUUAAACUACUUGUUUGUGACAUGAAUGUUAAGAGCAGAUACUCAAUAUCUCUGUAGAUGUGUUUCUCUGUAGAAUUUAAUCCAAAUAUGAUUCUAUACAGACUAUGAACGUUUGCAUCAUCUUAGCAUUUUACAAAAAUAAGUCCUUGGGAUCGAUGUUAUUAAAACAAAUGACUUUAUGUAAAAUACAAAUUCAGAUAUUUAUGAUUAAUCCAUAU
This is a messenger RNA of Carassius auratus (goldfish), 3771 nucleotides long. RefSeq names its product protein kinase C, gamma (gene prkcg). Gene Ontology annotation, biological process: protein phosphorylation. Lineage: Eukaryota; Metazoa; Chordata; Actinopteri; Cypriniformes; Cyprinidae. Bases 829 to 2913 code for a protein of 694 amino acids. The transcript is spliced from 17 exons. Gene Ontology annotation, molecular function: ATP binding; diacylglycerol-dependent serine/threonine kinase activity; zinc ion binding. The record is from RefSeq and is a predicted model, not a curated record.